UUGAGCAGCUUUGCGAUCGAACAAAACGCUUAACGGAUUGCAAUUUCGCGCCGCCUGCGCCUCGCAGGCCAGAAAAAUAUAAACAAUAAAAAAUAAGUAUAUAUUUUCGGGAUAUACCAUCGCUGGAUCGGAUGAGCCUCUGAUCUUCCAGUCUAUCUCCAACAUCAGGAUGAGCGCCAAGCUGCACGAGUUCGCGGUGGUGCUACUGCGCGAUGGCCAGGCCACGCCCUGGGGCAUCCGUUUGGUGGGCGGCAACGAUCUGGACACACCGCUAAUCAUCACCAGGGUGCAAGUGGGCAGCCCAGCGCACGGCGAACUUCUAAGAGGCGAUAUCAUCUCGAAGAUCGGCGAGUACGACGCACGCGACCUGAGUCAUGCGGAUGCACAGCAGCUGUUCCGCGGCGCUGGCAACGAGAUCCGCCUGGUGGUGCACAGGGAUAACAAAAUCGCAUACACGCAGGGGGCAACUCAGGAGGCAGCUCCUGGAUCGCGAAGCAACUCCACUUUGCCGCCGGUCACUCCGGACCUGUUGCCCCACCGCGGUCCGUCGCCUUUUUUGCCCGGACCCAGCCACUUUGAGAGGGCCCUCCAGUUGCCGGUGGACACCUUGCCGCAGACCGUGUUUCCCCAGCUGAACUCAUCCGGUGGCUAUGAGGUGCCAUCGACUGUGUUCUCGCCCAAACCGACCAGGGACCAUCAACAGGACGUCGAUGAGGAGCAGGCCGCCAUUGUGAAUCAGCCCUACCGUACAACUCCGCUGGUCCUGCCCGGCGCCAAAGUGAAGAAGGAUGCGCCCACGACAGAGUCCUACUUGAGGCACUACCCCAACCCGGCUGUGCGCGCCCACCCAGGACACGACUACCAUGACAGUAUCAUGAAGCAGCGCGUGGCCGACACCAUGCUGCACAAGGUGGUCGGUUCGGAAGCCGACACUGGCCGCGUCUUCCACAAGCAAUUCAACUCGCCCAUCGGCCUGUACUCCAACAACAACAUCGAGGACACCAUCAGAUCCACAGUUCCCUUCGCCACAAGCGAAAGCAAUCGCUUGAAGGACAGUCCUUUGCAUCGUCCUUUGCCAACAAAACUUAACGGCUAUAAGAAAACUGUCCAGUACGAUCCCAGGAACAGCGAAACCUACAGAGCCAUUCAAGAAGAGGGCGGCUACAGCAACUAUGGCCAAUCCUCGCCACAGGAAGUGACCAUUCCUGUGCAGACUAAGGUCUAUCAGCCCAAUAGAUUGGUUCCAGGAAAGAAACCAGUAUCAGCGCCAGUAUCCCGGCCGCCGUACAAUGUGGUAAACACCCAUGAUGAGAACAUACGCCAGAGCGGCUCCUUCAAUCGUCUCAUGUACAGCGUGAUUGGUGCCACCGAGUACUAGAAAGUGCAUCUGCAACACAAGCGACAGCAGCAACAGCAACAUCAACGCAACAUCGGCAACAUCUGCUGCAGUUGUUUUAUCUCCUAACAUAUUUAGCGGAUUUUUAUGAAAUUCUGUUUAACUUACUCAAUAAAUUAUAUGAAGAACGACAAGAAAUUGUGAACCACUAACAAGCUUGAUGAUAUAAUGGAUUGGUAAUCAAUUGGCAUCGAAAUAAAUUUACGAUAUAAACACCACUUAACGCCGUCUCAACCUAAUUACUGUCUGCAUAUGCAAUAGAAAACGUAUAUAAAUUAAUUAAAUAAAAAAGGAAAGUAAAAUUUGAUUUAUAGUUAUGUUUAUGUUAUGCUGAUUCUAAGUUAACAGCCGUCAGGCGUGUUAAUACCGAGUGAUUCUAGUCAUGGAAUGUAAUAGGUAUUAAGAAUGUUUUAAUUAAUAAAAGUGACUUUGAUUGGAUGAAA
Drosophila sechellia is the source of this 1839-nucleotide messenger RNA. RefSeq names its product PDZ_signaling and DUF4749 domain-containing protein Zasp66 (gene Zasp66). Gene Ontology annotation, biological process: actin cytoskeleton organization; muscle structure development. The transcript has 9 exons. Lineage: Eukaryota; Metazoa; Arthropoda; Insecta; Diptera; Drosophilidae. The record is from RefSeq and is a predicted model, not a curated record. Gene Ontology annotation, molecular function: actin binding; muscle alpha-actinin binding. Bases 170 to 1378 code for a protein of 402 amino acids. Gene Ontology annotation, cellular component: Z disc; adherens junction; filamentous actin.